CUGUGAACAACCGCGGUGGACCUUGACGGCGACGGGGGAAUGGGUUGCUGGUGACUUGGGAGAUUGCUGGUGGCAAUUUUUUGCUUCAAUCAGCCGAAGUAUCCAUUCUGUACAUGCCUUUGCUUUAGAUCUCUCUGAAUUUCCUCUGUUCUUCUCCGCUUUCCCUCCCUCUCGCCAUAAUUUGCAGCAGAAUUUGAAGCGUCGGUGGCGGAGUCAUGGAGAAGAUGAAUCAGGCGUUUGAGAAAAUGAAAAUGUUGGUAGGAGUUGAGGUGGACGACGAAGCUUCUACUGCUACCAUUAAUGACGAUAACUCUUCCUGGUUUAUGGACGAUUUCAACCGCAAUUGCACGCUAUCCACCAAACAGCGAUUAUAUGGUUUUGCCAUUUGCUUUGUUUCUGGCUUAACGUGUACGUUGAUGUCGAUGCUUGUUUUCUUCAAUCCAAUCAAAUUUGGAAUAGCUUUCACAUUGGGCAACAUGCUAUCGCUUGGAAGCACAGCAUUUCUCGUAGGCCCUAAAAGGCAAGUGACAAUGAUGCUUGAUCCUGUUCGGAUUUAUGCGACAGCCAUAUACCUUGCUAGCAUGAUCUUCGCUCUUUUUUGUGCUCUCUAUGUCCACAACAAGCUGUUGACACUUCUUGCGCUCAUUUUAGAAUUCGGCGCCCUAGUUUGGUAUAGCUUAAGCUACAUCCCUUUCGCAAGGACGAUGGUAUCAAGGGUUAUAGUAGCUUGUUUGGAUACUGAGUUUUAGCAGUAGACUCCGAGAUCAACGUGUCGGUCAUACUGGGUUCUUGUGGUGCAACAUUGACGCUCGACAUUGCUACAUGCAUGACACGGGGCACUGUCGAACUUUGUUGUAUUAUGUGUUUUUUAGGCCUUGUUUAUGUCUCACUCAGACUAAUUUCUUUAUGGGAGUGUUCAAUAUGUGCUUUAAACAACAUUAUAAGCCUUGGUGAUAGUAAUCUCACUUGUUUUCUAGAGGAGAUUGAGCUAAGGUUGGCUGCCUAACAUAUGGAAUGAGUUGAUAAAUUAACAUUGAACAUUGGUAAAA
Molecule: messenger RNA, 1049 nt
Organism: Cucurbita pepo subsp. pepo (vegetable marrow)
Lineage: Eukaryota; Viridiplantae; Streptophyta; Magnoliopsida; Cucurbitales; Cucurbitaceae
Product: Got1/Sft2-like vescicle transport protein family
Biological process (GO): vesicle-mediated transport
Cellular component (GO): membrane
Source: RefSeq, a predicted model, not a curated record